Messenger RNA from Aplosporella prunicola CBS 121167, 1170 nucleotides. RefSeq lists its product as uncharacterized. NCBI's taxonomy places the organism in Eukaryota, Fungi, Ascomycota, Dothideomycetes, Botryosphaeriales, Aplosporellaceae. The coding region runs from base 1 to 1170 and encodes 389 amino acids. The transcript is spliced from 3 exons. Gene Ontology annotation, molecular function: 2-oxoglutarate-dependent dioxygenase activity. The record is from RefSeq and is a predicted model, not a curated record.
AUGCUGUCGCCGAGUCUGUACGAGGUCGUUCAGCCCCGUCCGUCCCACUCACAUCACACCAUAAGAUAUAUCAAGAGCAAGGAAUUACCACAGAGAGGCGAGAAUAACGGCAAUGAAAAGAACAACAGAUUAACCAACUCCGUCCCUACCACAGACCUCAUAACGACAUACCACGAGCUCAACGCCACGCACAUCGACACGCUAACCACGGAGCCAUCACCACUCGAAUUCCUGCGCUACGUCGCGCGGAACCGGCCGUUCGUAGUGCGGGGCGGGGCAGCCGACUGGCCCGCCGUGCGCAAAUGGGACGCCGCGUACCUGAGCUCGGUGAUGGGCAGCGCGGCGGUCAACGUGGCCAUGACGCCGGCAGGCAACGCCGACGCGCUGGUCCGCGACCCGGUGGGCAGCGGCGAGCUGCUCUUCGUCAAGCCCUUCGAGACGCGCGAGCCCUUUGCCGACGUCUUGCGGCGCAUUGCUGAGCAGGAGCUGCACGGGACAGAUCCGGACGUGGUGCGCUAUGCGCAGACGCAAAACGACAACCUGCGCAACGAGUACCUCGCGCUAGCAGAGGACGUGCCGGCGUCGGUGCCGUUCGCGCGGAUAGCGCUGGCGCAGCCCCAAGGCCCCGACGCCGUGAACUUCUGGCUCGGAAACGCGCGCUCGACAACCGCGCUGCACCGCGACAACUACGAGAACGUGUACGUGCAGGUGUGCGGGCGCAAGCACUUUGCGCUGCUGCCGGCGCUGGCGGCCGCGGCCGUGGCCGAGCGCGAGGCUAUCGCCGCGACGUAUGUGCCUGAGGACGGGAGUGAAGUCAAAAAACUAGUCCCCCAGCGCGACGACCCACCCGCAAAAGUCCUAUGGCCGACCCUCGACCCCGAUAGCCCCUCCUACAGCAGCGCGAACGCGUUCGCGGAGUGCGCGCCAGCCAUGCACGUCACGCUGGAGCCGGGGGACAUGUUGUAUUUGCCUGCGUUAUGGUACCACAAAGUGUCCCAAUCGACCUCCGACGAAGGCAUCUGCUGCGCCGUCAACUACUGGUACGACAUGGAUUUCAGCGGGCCGCUGUGGGCGCUCGCGACGUUUGCGCGGGACGUGGGGCGGCAGGUUGGCGGUGGCGGUGGUGGUGCUGCUGCGGGGGGGACUGCGGGGGCAGAGACGAGGGCGUAG